AUGGAGGGAGGGAAUGGAAAGGACAACCAGGAGGAGUUCGAGUUGGCUCGGGCCAACUUUGAAAAGACGUCGUCCGUCCUCGAGAAGCUCAUCAAAUCCAUCGCCAAAAUCUCUGACUCAUUCAAGGUGUCGAUGUGGGCCGUGAUCGACCUGUCGGAAGUGAUGAAAGAAUUCCUUGGGGCCGGUCCCUCCAUCGAGCUCGAGGACUCCAUGAACGAAUACAUGAAAGAGGUCGCCGAUCAGGUGAACAGCAUGAAUGUGUUCUACGAACAGCACAAGGCGUUUCGAGAUCCCAUUCAUCCGCCUCACACCCACAACACACAGACGAAGAUCGAGCACCGCGAGAAGCUCAACCAACAAAACAAAACCGCUAGCAACGCCAAUGGAGUGAAGACUCGUGCGGCGCUGGACGAGUUCGACAAGCAGCUGAAGGACGACUUGGUGAGCCACCACUACUCCCGAUACCGGCGAGUCGCUCCUGAGCUUCACAAGUAUGUCCAAACGCAGAUGAAGCUCUUCAGCCGCAUGAACGAAAGCCUGAGCGGAAUGAGCGAGUUCUUGGCGAAGAAGUGCAGAGCUCACCCGUAUUGCCCCACCUACAGGACGGUGGGCAGGAAUUCGCUCAAGAAGAGCUCGCGGCGAGACAAGAGCCUGGGAAACUCCGGCGGCGCGGUGCCCACCACCUCGCUAUCGUCCUCGCGCUCGGCCACGUCUCACUCCCCGCCGACGCCCUCGUCGCCCGUGCCUCCGCCUCGUGUGCGCCCGGGGACCGUGAGCGCCCGCGACCCGCCGCCCGUUCCGCCCAAGAACCGGUCGGCGACGACGGCCAGCCGCAGCCACAUCGGUGGCAAGACGGCCACCGUCCCGUCGUCGCUCGCGAAGAUCUACCGUCGGUCGGUGUCGCAGCAGAACCUGGUGAACAAGAAGCUGAGCGAGCUCGGCGACGACGAGCCAGACAAGGAGGAGCGAUCACACUCGGUGGACGACGGCGAGAAAAUCGGCGACCUCCGCAGCAUGCUCGUAGACUCUGGCGUCUCUUCUUUGUCAAGCUCAGAGAAGAAAGUGACAAUUCCUGCACCCUCAUAUCCGCGUCCUCAAGGCGUCGCGCCUCCUCCAUCGCGGCCCGUCUCCACACAAGUGACCAAGGAGGACGUUGAGGCCGAGCGCAAGAAGGACCCGACCAAGUUCAGGCGGCAACCGCCGCCGCCCGGUGGCCCGAGGGGUCCUCCCACCUCCGGUCCCUUCGGCCUCCCCUCUUCGCCUUCGCUCUCUUCGAGUCUCAUCUCCUCGGUCGCCAUUCCCUCGCUAUCCGGCACGGCAUCGGCCCAGUCGUCGGAGGAGCACGGCGGCGGCUCGCCGCCGGUGUCCGCCUCUCCGCCGCCCAUUCCGUCGGCGCUCAACAAACCAAAGAACACGCUCUCGCACGCCCUGGCAAGUUCAGCUGAUUCCGAUUGGGCGCUCCAGCCUAGAAAGGCCAAGGGCACUACCGGAGUGCAGCCCACGGUGGUGGCCGAGAGGCGGCAGUACUGGAAGUCCUUGGACGGCAGGCCCACCCUCUAG
This is a messenger RNA of Acanthamoeba castellanii str. Neff, 1560 nucleotides long. RefSeq lists its product as uncharacterized. Lineage: Eukaryota; Discosea; Longamoebia; Acanthamoebidae. The transcript is spliced from 10 exons. The record is from RefSeq and is a predicted model, not a curated record. The coding region runs from base 1 to 1560 and encodes 519 amino acids.